AGCCAAUCUUCCAACUUUUCCUAUAUCAUUUCCUAUCUUUCCUUAUUUCCUAGAGUCUUCUCUCUCUCUCUCUCUCUCUCUGUCUCUGCAUAUCUGAGAUUAACCAUAUACAAACAAAACAUCAAACCAGUCAAAAUGUUCUCGAUCAAGACCCUCUCCACCGUCCUCCUGGCCGCCGCCGCCACCGUCUCCGCCGCCCCCACCAGCACCACCGGCACCAAAACCCCGACCCGCACAUUCGCACUCACGGGCGUCACCCACUCUGUCGUCGCCGGCCUCGGUGGUCUCCGUUUUGACCCGGACAACGUCGUCGCCGAGAUUGGCGACAUUGUCGAGUGGCAUUACCUGCCUCGCAACCACUCCGUUGCCGAGUCCAACUUUGGCAACCCCUGCAACCCUCUGGCCGACGGCUCCUCCUUCUUCUCCGGCUUCAACUUCUUCACCGCCGAGGGCCAAUCCGCCAACGUCUUCCAGAUCGUCGUCGAGGACAAGAAGCCUAUCUGGUAUUAUUGCGCCCAGAACGCCGGCCAGCACUGCAAGAACGGCAUGGUCGGUGUCAUCAACCAGAACUUUGACAGCCCCGACUUCACUCUUGCCAAGCACAAGGCUUUGGCUGCGCAGAAGGGCGAUGCCGUCAUUCCCGCUGUUCAGCAGGGUGGCUUUGUCAUUCCCAACCCCAACCCCUUGGGAGGCUUCAAGCUCUAAAUGCGUGGUCUAUUGGCCAUGUGGCUGUUGGAGGUAUCGAGCUGUCACGGAGGUGAUUGCAUGAGCAUUUGGCGGGCUGCAUAGUAUGGUUGGAAGGGAAUUGCAUCUGGCGGCGUUAGAUAUUGGGAAACUCGAGUCAUUAUCCGUUCAUAACCUUCGUUCUUUAGCUUACUUUAGAUUUAUAAAAUUCUACUACAC
Colletotrichum godetiae is the source of this 903-nucleotide messenger RNA. RefSeq names its product extracellular serine-rich protein. The transcript has a single exon. The record is from RefSeq and is a predicted model, not a curated record. The coding region runs from base 136 to 705 and encodes 189 amino acids. Lineage: Eukaryota; Fungi; Ascomycota; Sordariomycetes; Glomerellales; Glomerellaceae.